Hibiscus syriacus is the source of this 1903-nucleotide messenger RNA. RefSeq names its product CTL-like protein DDB_G0274487. Gene Ontology annotation, cellular component: membrane. The transcript has 8 exons. The record is from RefSeq and is a predicted model, not a curated record. Gene Ontology annotation, molecular function: transmembrane transporter activity. The coding region runs from base 1 to 1524 and encodes 507 amino acids. Lineage: Eukaryota; Viridiplantae; Streptophyta; Magnoliopsida; Malvales; Malvaceae. Gene Ontology annotation, biological process: transmembrane transport.
AUGACUUUUCGUUCAAAUCGUAAAAGGGUGAAUCGUUUACAAUUAGGGAUAACAUCAUGUCAGAAUGUAGGGAGGAAUGAGAGAAUUAUAAAUGCUGACCAAACGUUUUCUCCAGACUUGCGUCAUUGGCGUGAUGUUUUCUGGUUAGCCAUAUUUAUAAUUCAUUUGAUUCUGUUAGGGUUCGUGCUCGCUGUUCUUGGACUCAAUAGGUUCAGGACAGCAGAUAGGCUAAACAUUGAUAGAUAUACUAAUCGGGUUUGGGAGAAUAGUAAUGGAUUGACAGAGACUUAUUGGACCAAGUAUGCUGUUGCCGGUGGGAUUGGGACUGUCAUUGGAUGUCUUUGGUUGUUGUUGCUUGGUUCUCGCGCGAAACAAAUGAUGAAGGUUUCGGUUCACAUUUUGACUACAUAUCUUGCUGUGAUUAGUGUUUUAUGUUUCUGGUGCGAACUAUUUUUCUGGGGUGUGGCAUUUGCAACUGGUGCUGCGGUGCAGUUCUUGUAUGUUAUAGCAGUUAUAGACAGACUUCCAUUCACCAUGCUGGUCUUGCAAAAAGCUGUCAAAUUGGUAUGGAGUCUUCCUGAAGUUAUGCGAGUAGCAUAUGCGUUUAUUGCUGUCAUGCUUUUAUGGAUGGGCAUAUGGUCGUUUGGAAUAUCUGGUGUUGUGGCUUCAAGCAGGGGUGACCUUGGACGCUGGUGGCUUCUUGUGGUACUCUCUGUAAACUUAUUUUGGACUGGUGCUGUUCUCUGCAAUACUGUACAUGUUAUAGUGUCUGGUCUUGUGUUUCUUGUUCUUAUUCAUGGUGGUCGAAAUGCUUCAUCAAUGCCUCCCAACUCAUUGAUGAAAUCUCUACGGUAUGCUAUAACAACAUCUUUUGGAAGCAUUUGCUACGGGUCACUUUUCACGGCUGCUAUUCGGACUCUGCGAUGGGAGAUCAGAGGAUUUCGAUCAAAAAUUGGCAACAAUGAGUGCUUGCUUUGCUGCGUUGAUUUUUUGUUUCAACUUGUGGAGACCCUUGUUCGAUUUUUCAACAAAUAUGCAUAUGUCCAGAUAGCUAUUUAUGGAAAAGGUUUUAACCGAUCAGCAAGAGAUGCCUGGGAGUUAUUCCAGUCAAUAGGAGUUGAAGCACUAGUUGCAUACGAUUGUUCCGGUGCCGUUCUUCUGAUGGGUACUAUCUUGGGUGGACUUAUCACCGGAACUUGUGCCGGGGUUUGGACUUGGAUUACAUGGAAGGACAGAGUGAUCAUGGUGGGGUCCACUGCAAUGUUGAUGGGGAUGGUCUUGGUGGGACUCGCAAUGGUUGUUGUGGAAAGCGCUGUUACAUCUAUUUACAUCUGUUAUGCAGAGGACCCUUCCUUGAUUCGAAGAUGGGAUCAUCAGUUCUUUAACCAAAUGUCAGAGACACUGCACCAGCGCCUUCAACACAGAAGUUCUCGAGCCAGGGAAGUAUUGACUCACAACCAGCUUGACAGCCGCAUGCAAGACACAUUCCAUCUUCGACAACUCGACGUGCCAAUCCAAAUAUAAUUAACUUUGUAUUAACGUUGCCAAGGGAGCGAAGCCUUGUAUUAUUAUCAUGUUCCAGAUUAUGGCUCCCGGUGGUGAGUUUAUUAAAGGCUCGCUGCUGGUUUACCAGUGGGAGGUUUCAAUGCAAAAAGGUUGAGCACAGAUAUCUAGGGUGAAAGUGAACCAGAAACUUACCCUUUUCAAUAGGCUUGCCAAAAAAUAACGGGAUGGUCCAUGAGUAGAGUAAGUGGACACUCAAUUUAUCCCCAAAUGCUGGUGGAAAUAUAUUUGUUGCGAGUGAUUUUAUGAGAAGAAUACAAGUUUCAGAUGCAACAAUUGGUCUGAUGAUGAUGAUGAAGCAACAAAGGCAGGUCCCCAUUCCUUUGUUUUUUAUGCAAAU